CUCUCUCUAAAAAAACCAAAGAAGAAGAGGAAGAAAAUAAGGUAUGGCGUUCAAGAAAACCCUAGCUGAGCGCCUAUUCAAUAUCUCCAAGAUCUCCACCCAGACCCUGAGAAACUGCCGGAUUUCCUCGUCGGCGGUGCACCUCCGGCCGGCGACGAAGCCUCGUGAGUCGAGCAUCUCCCCGGAGCCGGGAGACAAUAAUGCCGUUUUCCGGCGGGGCAUCCACAAGAGCGCCGCCGCCACCGACGUCUGGUCGGUCCCGAUCAGGGAUCAUCUGAAGGAGAUGCUCUGGUCCGGCGGCAUUUGCGGGAGCCGGAUUCGCCUCGACGGUCUGGGUCCGCCGGCGACGGUGGAGGCGGAGAGGGAGAGGAUGUCCGCGCCGGCGGUGACGGUGGAACUGACGGCGGAUGAGACGAGGAAGCUGCUGAGGGCGGCGCAGAUGGAGGCGGUGAAGGCGAGGCUCCGGGAGGUGGAGAAGACGUGGGUGACGUAUGCGGAGUUUGGUAGGAUUUGCUCGGAGGCUUGUUCGGAUCCGGAUCAGGGUCUCGGGUUUGCGAAAUCGCUGGAUGAGUGUGGCGCCGUUAUCGUUUUGGGAAAAGCCGUUUGCCUCAAACCUGAACAGGUAGCAAAAGCAAUCCAGGGCCUCAUUCCCAUCCCUGGAGCCACUCCAAAUGAUGCAAAAAUGAGGGAGCUAGAAGGCAUGGAGAAACAGAAAGCCCUAAUAGACCAGAAAGCCGAUGCCUUGGUGCGCAGGGAACUCUGGUUGGGGCUUGGCUAUCUCGUUGUCCAAACAGCCGGCUUCCUGAGGCUGACCUUCUGGGAACUCUCAUGGGAUGUGAUGGAACCCAUCUGCUUCUAUGUCACUUCAAUGUACUUCAUGGCUGGCUAUGCCUUCUUCCUCAGGACCUCCAAAGAGCCCUCUUUCGAAGGUUUUUUCCAGAGCCGUUUUGAUGCCAAGCAGAAGAAAUUGAUGAAGGAUCACAAUUUCGACUUGGGUAGGUAUGAGGAGCUCAGAAAAGCUUGUUACCCGCUCUCAUCUUUUUCAUCGGAUCUGGGAUACGGGUCAACUACCUUUGAUGGAACUAAGAAGAUGCCAAUGCAAUUUGGUUCCAAUGUUCUAUAGAAUGAGUAAUUUAAAGAGGCAGAAGGGAAUUCAAAUAACAAACCCCAAUUUUGCUAAACCAAAACCAGAUUUAACUCUAGAAAUUUAGUCCCCCCGGCUUUCUGUAGACAGUGAUGUGGAGUGUUAUGUUCUAUCUUGUAGAUUUUCGCUGAUACUAAAUACAUUACCGAUCAAACUUGAUUGGCAACCA
This is a messenger RNA of Argentina anserina (silverweed cinquefoil), 1313 nucleotides long. RefSeq names its product calcium uniporter protein 2, mitochondrial. Gene Ontology annotation, biological process: mitochondrial calcium ion homeostasis; calcium import into the mitochondrion. The record is from RefSeq and is a predicted model, not a curated record. Lineage: Eukaryota; Viridiplantae; Streptophyta; Magnoliopsida; Rosales; Rosaceae. Gene Ontology annotation, molecular function: uniporter activity; calcium channel activity. The transcript is spliced from 2 exons. The coding region runs from base 44 to 1123 and encodes 359 amino acids. Gene Ontology annotation, cellular component: uniplex complex; mitochondrial inner membrane.